GCGGCAUAUUACCUUUCCGGUUCCUUCACCUUGCCGAUCAUCUAGCUACAAGGGUAAGACUGCAGCUGUGCCUCGUGGGGGACCAAUACCACAUCUGCGCGUGCACAUAAAACUCUUCAAUGGGGUGCUAUGAAAGAAAUCGCACAUGGCUCGAUCUGACUCUCUGUGUAGACCUUCACCUCUCAACUCUUGAUGUUGACUGACGGUCAAAUGGCAAGCAUGAUGGAUGGCGUUCCUAAGACCGAGAAGCCAAAGCCCAGCGAACACACGAUCACACAAUCGACCCCACAGACACCCCCGCGGACGCCACCAUUAAUAGCGGCCUCAAGCCAGACUCUAGCAUCAGAGAUCCGUAACAUUUACCAGGCCCUAACUGAACUCCCUAACCUCGUACCUGGAGAUGGAGUCAACGCACUGCUCACUCGUCUGGUCAGCUUAUGUGUCGUGCUUUACACCGAUGAGUUCACCACAUACUUUUUCAACAUCAAGGGAAUGCGAACGAUCUGCGAGCAGCUACGACCGCUUUGCGCUACAGCCGAAGGAGAACUAGAACACUUCUGGGCGAGAACAAUUGUUGAGGAGUCGUUGAAGACAAACGCGACCCCAACGCAGACACAAGCGUUGCUCACCACCUUUCCCUACCACCAAAACUAUGUCGACCUGUCGCGCGUUGAGUGCGCUACUGUAGCCGCCUUUCUACCUCCCUCGUCAGCCCCAGAGAACAUCGCAUUCAUCGGCUCCGGGCCCCUCCCGCUCACCUCGCUUUGUAUCCUGGACAUAUUCCCUUCCGCGCGCGUGCACAAUGUUGAUCGCGACUUCACGGCUCUCUCGGUCAGCCGAGAUCUGUGUGCCAGACUGGGACAUGCAGGCCGCAUGAGCUUUGCGUGUGCGGACGUAAGUGUCGAGGAGAACCGCGAUGAGGAUAUGGUGAAGUGGAGUGAUUUCGAUGUCGUCUUCUUGGCGGCGCUGGUUGGUAUGAAUACGCUAUCCAAACUGGCGAUUCUUGCAGGGUUGGUGAAAAGGCUCAGACCAGGCGCGUUUGUGGUAGCGAGGAGCGCGAAAGGAUUGCGAGCAGUGUUGUACCCGGUUCUUGAAUUGGGCGAGGAUCUGGACAAGAUUGGAUUAGAAAUGUUAGUCGAGGUGCAUCCAUGGACGAAAGUCGUGAACUCAGUCAUUGUGUUCAGGGUGAAGGAGGUUGCAAGACCAUAAGGAAGAUUGAGAGUGCAGGUCGGAGCUCUCGUAUUGCAGAACCGGCAAGAUAGUAGCACUUUUGACCGUUGCUAGAAUGUAUUCAGCUGUUCUAAGGCAAGGUGUGUCCCCGGAGAGAACGCUUUCAGUGUCAUGCUUGUGAAUCGGCUUGCAAAACCUGCACAUAAUUAUUUCCAAGAUCUUCGUUAGGUGGCAACAACUUGUGCCUUAAGCAACAUGAGAGUGGUUGGAGCUGAGACGGUGCUAUCAUCGUGAUCCUAAUUAGAAGGGCGGCAAGCGUGUGAUUGUAGUCGGUAAUAAACAA
Molecule: messenger RNA, 1513 nt
Organism: Boeremia exigua
Lineage: Eukaryota; Fungi; Ascomycota; Dothideomycetes; Pleosporales; Didymellaceae
Product: Nicotianamine synthase
Exons: 3
Coding region: 193-1209 (338 amino acids)
Biological process (GO): nicotianamine biosynthetic process
Molecular function (GO): nicotianamine synthase activity
Source: RefSeq, a predicted model, not a curated record